Heterocephalus glaber (naked mole-rat) is the source of this 2653-nucleotide messenger RNA. It is a transcript of the gene Pla2g15, whose product is annotated as phospholipase A2 group XV. Gene Ontology annotation, biological process: lipid metabolic process. The record is from RefSeq and is a predicted model, not a curated record. Lineage: Eukaryota; Metazoa; Chordata; Mammalia; Rodentia; Bathyergidae.
CCCCUAGCGGCUGCGGGGAGCUGGCGGUGGGGUUAAAAGCACGUCGCAGUCGCCCUGGCCUAGGCACAAGCCAGGAGUGGUGAGCCUUUACGUCGGGCCUGCACCCGCGCUCGCACGCCACCGACAGCCGCCUCUGCCCCUGCCCCGUGGCCGUGCUCCUGCCUGGCCUCAUGUUUCUUCUGCUACUACUAAUGCUUCUCGCGGACCCGGCGCUCCCCGCCCAACGUCACCCCCCAGUGGUGCUCGUACCUGGUGAUUUGGGCAACCAGCUGGAAGCAAAGCUGGACAAGCCGACGGUUGUGCACUACCUUUGCUCCAAAAGGACUGACAGCUAUUUCACACUCUGGCUCAACCUCGAACUCCUGCUGCCAGUCAUCAUUGACUGCUGGGUCGACAAUAUCAGGCUGGUUUACAACAGAACAUCCAGGACCACCCACUUUCCUGAUGGUGUGGAUGUUCGUGUCCCUGGCUUUGGAAAGACUUUCUCAUUGGAGUUCCUGGACCCUAGCAAAAGCAGUGUGGGUUCCUAUUUCCAUACUAUGGUGGACAGCCUUGUGGGCUGGGGCUACACACGAGGUGAAGAUGUCCGAGGGGCCCCCUACGACUGGCGCCGUGCCCCAAAUGAAAACAGGGCCUACUUCCUCGCCCUCCGAAAGAUGAUCGAAGAGAUGCACCAGCUGUAUGGGGGCCCUGUGGUGCUGGUUGCCCACAGCAUGGGCAACAUGUACACACUAUACUUUCUGCAACAGCAGCCACAAGUUUGGAAGGACAAGUAUAUCCGUGCCUUCGUGUCACUGGGUGCCCCCUGGGGGGGUGUGGCCAAGACCCUGCGUGUCCUGGCUUCAGGAGACAACAACCGGAUCCCUGUCAUUGAGUCACUGAAGAUCCGGGAGCAGCAGCGGUCUGCAGUCUCCACCAGCUGGCUGCUGCCCUACAACCACACCUGGUCACCUGAGAAGGUAUUUGUACACACACCCACGACCAACUAUACGCUGCAGGACUACCACCGGUUCUUCCAGGACAUUGGCUUUGAAGACGGCUGGUUCAUGCGGCAGAACACAGAUGGGCUGGUUGAAGCCAUGCUGCCGCCUGGUGUGCCGCUGCACUGCCUCUAUGGCACUGGUGUUCCCACACCAGACUCCUUCUACUAUGACAGCUUCCCAGAUCGCGACCCUAAAAUCUACUUUGGUGAUGGCGAUGGCACUGUAAACUUGGAGAGUGCCCUGCAUUGCCGGACCUGGAAAAGACAGCAGGAGCACCAAGUAUCAUUGCAGGAGAUACCAGGCAGCGAGCACAUUGAGAUGCUGGCCAAUACCACCAUGCUGGCCUACCUGAAACGUGUGCUUCUUGGGCCCUGAGUCCUGUGCUAGGCAGGGCUGCUGGAUGGGUUGGCCACAGGCCUUUUCUUGGCCUCUGAUAUGGAUUAUAAAUUUAGCAAAGUUUUCAACCAGUCCUUCAAGAUCCUGGGUCUUGGGCUAUGAAGCAUCUGCCCAGGGAAGUACUAUUGCUUGUCCUUCUGUGGCCAUGAACAAGGAAUAAAUGAGUGUGGACUCAAAAGACCCUUGAUAUAAAGAAUGAUGCUGAUGGUGGAAUCAUUGUCACUCAGGACUGGAUCUGCAGGGUGGAUUGAUUGGCACCUGGACUCAAUCCCCAGCUCAGGGGGCAUGCAUUCCCCUUACCCCUGUGGGCUUUCCACACUCGCCCACUGGGUUCUGGACUUCUGUGAGGGAUAUUCUGAGCUCUCUGACCCUCAGGUGACCCUUCCCAUGCACUGGCCUCAUACAGGCCUGCUACUAGACAGGGGUGGCUGAAGCUGCUGGGUUACCUGUGGCCUCGCUGGUAGACAGCCUGGUACCCCCUGCAGGCAGGGGCAGUUUUAUUUUCCAUGGCUCCCAGGACUUGGGGCAUUCACUCCAUUCCUACCUCUCUCACCUGCAGUAGCAGCCCAGUUCUAGAUUGGGCAGCAGAUGGCUACCAGGAGUCCUGGUGCCCCUGGUUGUACUGUGGGUCCCAGUAUUAAAGCUGGCUCCUUUGGUUCUGGGAUUAUGGUUCAAGGAGGGCAGGGCCCAAUGCCAUGGUAUUCUGAGUACCUGUGAAGAAAGGGAACUCUGAGGCAACCAGCUGCCUUGAGCUGCCCUCUUGUGAAUCUCACUGCCACCCUGCCAUAUGGUCUCAGCACCCAGCUGGGCUGGCACAGCUGAGAGGUGGUGGGGCUCCUGCCCAGUAUCUGCUCCCGCUAGGCAGGUCAAUGGUUUUUCUAAUGAAGGGACAAACCCAGAGAUUGGAGUGAGUCCCUGAGAGAGCCAGGAGCAUAGAUGCCCCUGGGUUUUUUUCUGUCUGCCACAGGCGUGCUGCAUGGGUCUCCCCAUGAUAGCAGGGAUGGAGAGACUGAGCCUGUCUUAGUGGCAGUGGGCUCUAGAUGGGUAAUUGGCCAGAGGCUGAGAUUUAGGUCCACCCUCAAGGUUGAAGUCAAAGCCUCUCUCUGACUGGACUGUGACACUCCUACAAGGUUUCUGUGGAGCUGGAUUUUUGCUGUUGUAUUUGUGCCCAACAUCUUUUUCCUUUUGUCCUGAGUGGUGGGCGCCAUAUGGGGUCUGAGCAGGAUGUACCUCGAUUCUGGCAAUAAAAGUAUGCUGUACUUUUGUAAAAAGGA